AACAUUGAAUUCAGUCUUGUCAAUAUUUUCCAAAGCAAGUGGGUAGAAAUGUUCAGAGAGAAAUAAACAAUGCUUAGAGAAAUAUGUUCCUGCUCAGGCAGGGGCCGUGCCCCCCCACUCUGGGACCCUACCCUGACCAGAUGGCCUCAUUAUGGGGGUGAGUCGCCAGGCCAACUGCAGUGCCUUCUGGGUCUCCCAAGUCACGGUGACAGCGCCCAGACUUUGAAACCGCUCCGGUUACCAUGGAGAUGGGUCAACCCCACCACCACUGGACAGGACCCAGCCUCGAGAGUCCACCUAGAGCUGACUGGACACUGCGUCCAGCGUUUUCGUCCUCGCAUCGCCUCAGCACCUUGCUGCCGGCCCCAGGUGCCAGAGUGUGCAACCUGCUGGAGAAAAACAGCAUCAAGAUGGAGCAAGGACCUCUUCAAGGUUCCACCGGGAAAGCACAUCCUCAAGGUUUCUCAAAUUCCCUUGGAGGUCUGAAGGAGGAUACCUGGCUCCCUGCUCAAGUGGUUCACACUGGAUCCUAAAGGGAGGAAGAUACAAUCUGUUGCCUGCCUGAUUCUGACCAUCAUAGAAUGUCUAAAAUAUAUUUGUACUGGAGAUUUCCCUCCUGGAACCAAAGGAAAUACAUUUGUUCAUGAUCCCAAGGUUGCUCAAGAAACAGACGUGAGAGCCCAGAUUCGUCUCCAGUUUUGUGAUGUCAAUGGAGAACGUAUAGCUGUGCAGCGAUCCAUGCUGUGUUCUCAGAAAAGCAAAAAGACAGAAUUUAAAACCUUGGAAGGAGUCAUUACUAGAACAAAGCAUGGUGAAAAGGUCAGUAUCAGCUCUAAGUGUACAGAAAUUGACCGAGAAAUGAUCAGUGCUCUUGGGGUUUCUAAAUCUGUGCUAAAUAAUGUCAUUUUCUGUCACCAAGAAGACUCUAAUUGGCCUUUAAGUGAAGGAAAGGCCCUGAAGCAAAAGUUUGAUGAGAUUUUUUCAGCAACAAGGUAUAUAAAAGCCUUGGAAACACUUCGUCAGGUACGUCAGACACAAGGUCAGAAAGUAAAAGAAUGCCAAACAGAACUGAAAUACCUGAAGCAGAAUAAGGAAAAAGCUUGUGAAAUCCGUGACCAGAUUACUAGUAAGGAAGCCCAAUUAAUAUCUUCAAAAGAAAUCAUCCAGUCUUAUGAGAAUGAACUUGAACCAUUGGAGAAUCGUCUAAAAGAAAUUGAACACAAUCUUUCUAAAAUAAUGAGACUUGAUAAUGAAAUUAAAGCCUUGGAAAGUCGAAAAAAACAAAUGGAGAAAGAUAACUGUGAACUGGAACAGAAAAUGGAAAAGGUUUUUCAAGGUACUGAUGAGCAACUCAAUGACUUAUAUCACAAUCAUCAGAGAAUAGUAAGAGAGAAAGAAAGGAGGUUAGUAGACUGUCAGCGUGAACUGGACAAACUAAACAAAGAAUCCAGGCUUCUCAAUCAAGAAAAGUCAGAGCUACUUGUUGAACAAGGCCGUCUACAGCUACAAGCAGAUCGCCAUCAAGAACAUAUCCGAGCUAGAGAUUCAUUAAUUCAGUCAUUGGCAACACACUUAGAAUUGGAUGGCUUUGAACGUGGACCAUUCAGUGACAGACAGAUUAAAAAUUUUCACAAACUUGUGAAAGAGAGACAAGAACAGGAAGCAGAAACUGCCAACCAGCUGAUGAAUGACUUUGUAGAAAAAGAAACUCUGAAACAAAAACAGAUUGAUGAAAUAAGGGAUAAGAAAACGGGACUGGGAAGAAUAAUCGAGCUAAAAUCAGAAAUCCUAAGUAAGAAGCAAAAUGAGUUGAAACAUGUGAAGUGUGAACUACAGCAGCUGGAAGGAUCUUCAGACAGAAUUCUUGAACUGGACCAGGAGCUCACAAAAGCUGAACGUGAGUUAAGCAAGGCUGAGAAAAACAGCAAUAUAGAAAUCCUGAAAGCAGAAGUGAUAAGCCUUCAAAAUGAGAAAGUAGACCUAGACAGGACCUUGCGUAAAUUGGACCAGGAGAUGGAGCAGUUAAAUCAUCACACGACAACCCGUACCCAGAUGGAGAUGCUAACUAAAGACAAAACUGACAAAGAUGAACAAAUCAGAAAAAUAAAAUCUAGGCAUAAUGAUGAACUAACUUUACUCUUGGGGUAUUUUCCCAACAAAAAACAGCUUGAAGAUUGGCUCCAUAGUAAAUCAAAAGAAAUUAAUCAGACCAGGGAUAGGCUUGCCAAAUUAAACAAGGAACUAGCAUCAGCUGAACAACAUAAAAAUCAUAUAAGUAAUGAACUAAAAAGAAAGGAAGAGCAGUUGUCUUCUUAUGAAGAUAAGCUAUUUGAUGUUUGUGGUAGCCAGGAUUUUGAAAUGGAUUUAGACAGGCUUAAAGAGGAUAUUGAAAAAUCUUCAAAACAGCGAGCUAUGCUGGCUGGAGCCACAGCAGUUUACUCCCAGUUCAUCACUCAGCUAACACAUGAAAAGCAGUCAUGCUGCCCUGUCUGUCAGAGAGUUUUUCAGACAGAAGCUGAAUUACAAGAAGUCAUCAGUGAUUUACAGUCUAAGCUGCGGCUUGCUCCUGAUAAACUUAAGUCAACAGAACUGGAACUGAAGAAAAAAGAAAAACGUCGAGAUGAAAUGCUGGGGCUUGUGCCCAUGAGGAAAAACAUAAUUGAUUUGAAGGAGAAGGAAAUACCAGAAUUAAGAAACAAACUCCAGAAUGUCAAUAGAGAUAUACAGCGCCUAAAAAAUGACAUAGAAGAACAGGAAACGCUCUUGGGUACAAUAAUGCCUGAAGAAGAAAGCGCUAAAGUGUGCCUGACAGAUGUUACAAUUAUGGAGAGGUUCCAGAUGGAACUUAAAGAUGUUGAAAGAAAAAUUGCACAACAAGCAGCUAAGCUACAAGGAGUAGAUUUGAAUCGAACUGUUCAACAAGUAAACCAAGAAAAACAAGAAAAACAACACAAAUUAGAUACAGUUUCCAGUAAGAUUGAAUUGAAUCGUAAGCUUAUCCAGGACCAGCAGGAACAAAUACAACACCUAAAAAGUACAACAAAUGAACUUAAAUCAGAGAAACUUCAGAUAGCCACUAAUUUGCAACGUCGUCAGCAGCUUGAGGAGCAAACUGUGGAAUUAUCCACUGAAGUUCAGUCUCUACACAGAGAGAUAAACGAUGCUAAGGAGCAAAUAAAACCUUUGGAAACAACACUGGAAAGGUUAAAGCAGGAAAAAGAAGAAUUAACCAACAAAAAGCAUACAAACAACAAAAUAGCACAGGAUAAACUGAAUGAUCUCAAGGAGAAGGUUAAAAAUAUUCAUGGCUAUAUGAAAGACAUUGAGAAUUAUAUUCAAGAUGGAAAAGAUGAGUAUAAGAAGCAAAAGGAAACUGAACUUAAUACAGUAACAGCUCAACUAAGUGAAUGUGACAAACAGAAAGAAAAGAUAAGUAAAGAAAUGGGAGUCAUGAGACAAGACAUUGAUACGCAGAAGAUACAAGAAAGGUGGCUACAGGAUAACCUUACUUUAAGAAAAAGAAAUGAGGAACUAAAAGAAGUUGAAGAAGAAAGAAAACAGCAUCUGAAGGAAAUGGGUCAAAUGCAGGUUUUGCAGAUGAAAAAUGAACAUCAAAAGUUAAAAAUGAACAUAGAUGAUAUAAAGAGAAACCGCGAUUUGGCAUUGGGGCGACAGAAAGGGUAUGAGGAAGAAAUUAUUCGUUUUAAGAAAGAACUCCGAGAACCUCAAUUUCGGGAUGCUGAAGAGAAACAUAGAGAAAUGAUGAUUGUUAUGAGAACAACAGAGCUUGCGAACAAGGAUCUGGACCUCUAUUAUAAGACCCUUGACCAAGCAAUAAUGAAAUUUCACAGUAUGAAAAUGGAAGAAAUCAAUAAAAUUAUUCGUGAUCUUUGGCGAAGUACCUAUCGUGGUCAAGAUAUUGAAUACAUAGAAAUUCGCUCUGAUGCCGACGAGAACGUAUCAGCUUCUGAUAAAAGACGGAAUUAUAAUUACCGAGUAGUGAUGCUAAAAGGAGAUACGGCCUUGGACAUGCGAGGACGAUGCAGUGCUGGACAGAAGGUGUUGGCCUCCCUCAUCAUCCGCUUGGCACUGGCCGAAACGUUCUGCCUGAACUGUGGCAUCCUUGCCUUGGACGAGCCAACGACCAAUCUCGACCGAGAAAACAUUGAAUCUCUUGCACAUGCAUUGGUUGAGAUAAUAAAGAGUCGCUCACAGCAGCGUAACUUUCAGCUCCUGAUCAUCACUCACGAUGAAGAUUUUGUGGAGCUCCUGGGACGUUCUGAGUAUGUGGAGCAGUUCUACAGGAUCAAGAAGAACAUCGACCAGUGUUCGGAGAUCGUGAGAUGCAGUGUCACCUCCCUGGGAUCUUACGUUCAUUAGCUUCUUGAUUUUGGUAUCAGCUGACCCUACUGAUGGUACCUUGUUGAAAAGGAACCUUCUAAGGUGUCUCAGAGGCACUAAGGUCACGAAAAUGGUUUCACUGAAGGUAGAACUGCUCCACCGCAUUUUGUUCUGCUAGCAGCAGCCUGGGCCCAGCCUACCGGACUCGGCCUCUCGGCCUCCCUGUCUCCCUGUCCUCCUCCUGCUGAGAGGCAGGGCUCGCUGCUGACUGCGUGCGCCUCUGGCAUUGGACAGCUCCCCGCUAGUUAUUAUAUCUGAGUGUAUUUCCUUCCGUGUGUUUAAAGGAAACCUGAGUUCUCAGUGAGUGUAAAUGUCUGAAUAUGGCUAGAAAUGAGAUUUGAAUGUCCAGCCCUGCUUUAAUCUUAUAAAUCUCUGCAAAUGA
Messenger RNA from Cavia porcellus (domestic guinea pig), 4783 nucleotides. RefSeq names its product RAD50 double strand break repair protein (gene Rad50). Bases 739 to 4380 code for a protein of 1213 amino acids. Gene Ontology annotation, biological process: telomere maintenance via telomerase; double-strand break repair; chromosome organization involved in meiotic cell cycle. Gene Ontology annotation, cellular component: nucleus; Mre11 complex; condensed nuclear chromosome. Lineage: Eukaryota; Metazoa; Chordata; Mammalia; Rodentia; Caviidae. Gene Ontology annotation, molecular function: ATP hydrolysis activity; G-quadruplex DNA binding; double-stranded telomeric DNA binding. The record is from RefSeq and is a predicted model, not a curated record. The transcript has 27 exons.